This is a messenger RNA of Oncorhynchus gorbuscha (pink salmon), 737 nucleotides long. Its product is annotated as splicing factor 3B subunit 6. Bases 126 to 503 code for a protein of 125 amino acids. Gene Ontology annotation, molecular function: mRNA binding. Lineage: Eukaryota; Metazoa; Chordata; Actinopteri; Salmoniformes; Salmonidae. The transcript is spliced from 4 exons. The record is from RefSeq and is a predicted model, not a curated record. Gene Ontology annotation, cellular component: cytoplasm; nucleus; ribonucleoprotein complex.
UUGAUCCUUAAAUGACGUAACCGGAACUAUAUCGUCUGGAAUCGGAAAUACGUUAAAAAAUAUCUGCAUUCGUGUGUUGUUAAAUAUAUUUUUCUUAGCACAUUUUGUACACGAAAUAUACAAGCAUGGCUAUGCAAGCAGCUAAACGAGCUAAUAUUCGAUUACCACCUGAAGUCAACAGAAUACUCUACAUUAGAAAUCUACCAUACAAGAUCACAGCUGAGGAAAUGUACGACAUCUUUGGGAAGUAUGGACCAAUACGGCAGAUUCGAACUGGAAACACGCCGGAAUCAAGAGGGACAGCUUAUGUGGUCUAUGAGGACAUCUUUGAUGCCAAGAACGCCUGCGAUCACCUUUCUGGAUUCAACGUCUGCAACAGAUAUCUUGUAGUUUUAUACUACAAUGCAAACAGGGCUUUCCAGAAGAUGGACACCAAGAAGAAAGAGGAGCAGCUGAAGCUUCUGAAGGAGAAAUAUGGCAUAAACACAGAUCCCCCAAAAUAGUCUCCCCUCUUCCCCAUUUGGCACAGAAUGUGCAUUUAGACAUCUGUACAAAUUCACCUCUUGCUUGUUGUAAGCCAAUAAUGUUUGCUUGUAGGACUCUUGUCUCCUGAAAUGCUUUUUAUUUUGCUUAUUUUUUCUUAUUUGUACAUCUUAAUUUGUCCAAUUGCUAAAGUUAAUUGAUUCUGUCAAAUAAAUUGGUAUUUUCUGUCAAAUAAAUGGUCCUUGUAUAAAAUA